Molecule: messenger RNA, 14328 nt
Organism: Cydia pomonella (codling moth)
Lineage: Eukaryota; Metazoa; Arthropoda; Insecta; Lepidoptera; Tortricidae
Product: cholesterol transporter ABCA5-like
Exons: 37
Coding region: 141-5675 (1844 amino acids)
Biological process (GO): transmembrane transport; lipid transport
Cellular component (GO): intracellular membrane-bounded organelle; membrane
Molecular function (GO): lipid carrier activity; ABC-type transporter activity; ATP binding
Source: RefSeq, a predicted model, not a curated record
UCGCUCCCCAAGUCUUCAUCAUGGCCGCCGUUCGCACCGCGCGCCUCGCGUCCCAAUAACCGUGUUCAAAGUGUCCAAAAUAUGUUAUAGUGCACAACAGUGUCUGUUAUUUCGUGUCGAAGUGCCGUCUAGUUCUUUGCAUGAUUGACCGGCAUGGCGGGGACGGCCGGGACUCGCCGGCCAGCACCGAGCAGCUAACAAAAUGCGAAAAAGGCGCCGGUACGCCCGACUGCGUGGCGGCGGGCAGCCGGCUGCGCGGGAGCAUGGGCUCGCGGCCGCCUGCGCGCUUCUGGCCGCAGCUCUGGGCCACCACCGUGCGGAACCUGCUCCUAAAGAAAAGGGACACGAGGAAGACCUUGGCUGAGGUGCUAGUGCCACUAUACUCACUGGGCGUCCUAAUAUUCCUGAAGAUGCUGGUACCGAACCCCAACUUUCCUGAAGUCACCAAGCCGGGUCGGACGGUCCGGGUGCACUAUGACGCUUUCCCGGCGAACCACUCCGUCGCUGUUGUUGCUGAUUGGCUUAACGAUAAUGGGACUGUGGCUUUCCUCGAAGAGUUAAAUGAAAUGCUGCUAGAGUCCCAUCAGCAGCCAAUCCGAUGGGUGCGCUACAAUAACACUACCGAGCUGAAUGACGCCUACCACAGCGACGCCAAAAACUUCCCCAUCGCAGUCAUAUUCCAUACGGAUCCAACUAGCUUCGGGGAAACACUUAGAUACACGAUCCGCACAAACCCCUCAAACUUCGGGACCCCUUCAACAAGAACCCUCUACACAUCCGACGCGUUCUGCCGCGAGGCUCCUCCGAAAGGCGACUGGUCAUCCGACUGGUCGCGCGGAGGGCAGCUGAUACCGCUGUCGGAGAUGCAUAGCGAGGAUACGUGUCCGGUGUUGCAGUAUUACUAUUCCGGGUUCUUGGCGCUGCAGACUUUGAUCGAUUUUACGAAGAUUAAGUUGGACACCGGCACUCCCUUCCCCCCACCCCGCGUAGACCUGACCCAGUUCCCCAAACGCCAGCACACCGGCGACUGGCUGGUCAUCUUCCGCGUCAUCAUGCCCAUGUACAUGGUGAUGACCCUCAGCCAGUUCAUCACGUACCUGCUCAUGUUUGUGGUGGGAGAGAAGGAGAAGAAGAUCAGGGAGGGAAUGAGGAUUAUGGGGCUGAAGGAUUCUGUUUACUGGGCCUCAUGGUUCUUGAUCUACGCUGUCUUCGUAACCAUCUUAUCAGUCUUCAGCACUGUUCUGCUAUUUGCUCUAAAGGUGUUCCAACAUUCGUCGUACAUCCUAAUCUUUCUUCUGAUGCUGCUGUUCGGAUUCACGAUUAUCACCUUCGCAUUCAUGCUCACGCCAUUCUUCGAUAAGGCUAGGACGGCCGGUAUUCUGGGUAGCUUCGCAGUGAACCUGAUGAGCGGCCUCUACUUCAUCCAAGUGUUUGUGCAAAACGCCGACUCCCUCGCCUUCUGGUUCGUCUCCCUCAUCAGCUCCAGCGCUUACGCACUGGCUAUGGAUAAGGCGCUAGUACUAGACAUGCAAGGACAGGGCGUGACAUGGGACAGUCUCUGGAGCGGACCUGGGGUGCCAUUUGGCGGCAGUCUCAUCAUGAUGGCGGUGGACACUGUGCUCUACGCCCUCAUAGCUUAUUGGCUGGAUGCAGUGAUGCCCAGUGAAUACGGUAUAAAGCAGAAACCUUGGUUCUGCUUGCUACCCUCCUACUGGCUCGGCAGUAGGCGUGGGCGAGUGUCCGCCGUGCACUUCCACUCUAACGGCGACACGCUACAUAAUAAGGAUAUUGAGCCUGUGCCUAGAGAACUCCAAGACAAAGAAGCCAUUCGCAUCGUUGGCCUCCAGAAGUCCUUCCGUCACUGCCGCAGACCAGAGAUCAAGGCCAUCGACAACAUAGAGCUGAGCAUCUACGAGGGACAGAUCACGGCGGUGCUGGGGCAUAACGGCGCGGGGAAGUCUACGCUGUUUAAUAUCUUGACGGGACUGACAGCUCCGACUGCUGGGACGGCGUAUGUGUAUGGAUUGGAUGUUAGGGACCCCAAUGACAUGCACGAGAUCCGGCAGAUGAUUGGCGUGUGUCCGCAGCAGGAUGUCCUGUUUGAUCUGCUCACAGUACGGGAACAUCUCCAAUUUUUCGCUGCCGUUAAGGGUAUACCACGCAAGCGUCACAACGAGGAGAUCAGCAAAGCGAUGGGAGACGUUGGUCUCUCAGACCAGGCCAACGUGUUCUCCAAACACCUCUCUGGGGGACAGAAGAGAAAGCUUAGCAUCGCCAUAGCUUGCAUAGGGGAUCCCAAGAUAAUAAUCCUGGACGAACCAACAGCAGGCGUGGACCCUGUGUCUCGUAGACAAACAUGGCGGAUCUUGCAGCGGGCCAAAAAGGGGAAGGUUCUCCUCUUGACCACGCACUUUAUGGACGAAGCGGACAUAUUGGGGGACCGGAAGGCGGUCAUUAGUAAAGGCAGGGUGAGAUGUGCUGGCACAUCAUUGUUCCUGAAGAAUAAAUUCGGUAUUGGAUACCACCUCACUUUAGUAUUAGAUGGAGCGUGUCGUGAGCACCAAAUAACGCGGCUGGUCCGCGGACACGUGCCCCGAGCCGAAAAAGCACGCAGACACGGACGCGAGCUAUCCUACAUCCUUCCUCACUAUGCUGUUCAUCUAUUUCCACCUCUUUUCCUCGCUAUCGAGCAGGAGAUACGGGAGAAGACAAACAGAUUAGGAGUAACAAGUUACGGGGUCUCCAUGACAACUCUAGAAGAGGUGUUCCUAAGUUUGGAAGGCGAGAACGCUGAAGAAAUUGAGGCGGUGGAAGGAGUGUCGUCAGUCAAGCUGGUCCGAGCUCGUGCGCUAUCCAGGAGCUUAUCUUUGCAAAGCAAGACAUUGAGUUAUCAGGAGCUGAACGACAAAGACAACCAGAAGGCGACGUCACUACCGACGCCUGCGUCGCAUGCUUUGCACUCGACCACGCAUGGCGUAGAACAUGUCAAGGUCACUCCCGAAGCUCCAAUCUCAGUAGACACCCUGGGUGACGUGGUGAAGACGAACCCCUCUUGCUGGCGGACGUUCUGCGCAUUAGUGUACAUCCGAACCGUACGGAUGAUCCGUGAUCCGUACAAGCUUUAUGUCAUGAUCUUCAUGCCUAUUAUAUCUUGCGCUCUCGGUCUCUACAUCAAAUCGAAACAGAUAGUAUUCUUCAGGAUGCAGCCAUUAAAAUUGGAUCCUUAUGCUUACCAAAAUAAGACUCCAAUUGCAUUGUUCAGCGAGCAAAACAAUACCAGAGACCUCCUUGAUUUGAGGAGUUCGUUGGAAGUUUUAGGAGCUACUCCGAUUGGAGGCUAUGAUGGCAACUUCUCAAGUUUGCUUAAAAUGGAGAACAUCGGAGCUUUCAGCGUAAGAGACAGCGUGAUCCCGUAUGGGAAAAUAAUGGCCUACUACAAUACCACCCUGACACACGGCCUGCCAAUCAUCAUUAAUCUGCUCGACAAUAGUAUAUUUAGAAUCCUGAUGCACACCUCCGGCCAGCCAGAGAACUUCAGGCCAAUCGAAGUGUUCGCUCACCCAUUCCAACAGACGGAACAGCCGGAGGAAUUCAACUUGGGAAAUCUGGUCUGCGCCAUCUUCAUGGGAAUGAUCUUCGCGUUGGUUCCUGUCACCCUGGCUGUGGACAUCGUGUAUGAUAGAGAGAUAAAAGCCAAGAACCAACUACGAGUGAACGGGCUGUCGAUGAGCAUGUACUUUCUCACGUAUUUCACUAUCCUGAUCUUCAUUAUGAUUGUAACGAGCAUCGGUGUUUUGCUCUUGGUGAUCCUCAAUGACAUUCCAAGCCUAACCAACGGCUCAGCCAUCACGAUGCUAUCCUUCCUGCUCGCUCUCUACGCGCCGUCAGCCAUUUUGUUCAACACGUGUCUCUCAUACGUGUUCGACAAGAUGGACUCCGCGCAGAGCAUCAUGCCCAACAUAACUACGUGGGUCGGCGUUGUGCCGUUCGUGCUCGUUGCUGUUGUUGAAAAGUUCACCAGAGGCAACGACGUGGCAUUCUGGCUGCACUUCAUAUUCAGUUUCCUGAACGUCUUGUACAUACCGUACGCCAUCAUCUACUACGUUGAUAGGGUGUACGUGACAUGCAACUUACGCGGUCUUUGCACCACUCCAGCACUAUGGAGUUACUUCACAGCGGAGAUCUGGGUGUUGAUCGUGGCCAUGGUGUUCCAUGUUCCUGUCUGCGGGGCUGCGUUACUGGCAGCUGACCGGCUCAAGUCCGGCGGACGACUCUGCAAGAAACGGGCUAGUGAACCUCAAGAGCCCCCCGACCCUGAAAUAGAAGCAGGGGGCGAAGCGGGGGAAGAUGAAGACGUGAGACGCGAGCGGCGUCGGGUCGCCGCCAUCUUGCAAAACAAGGGCAAGGCGGCGCCUGCGCUGGUGGUGCAUAAUCUCCGUAAAGAGUUCAAAGUUCGCGGCACGGGUGAAGCAUCGUGCUGCGGGCCGAGCGACGUGCCGGCGCGCAAGGCCGGCGUGGCGCGCCUCAGCCUCGCCGUGGAGGGCGGCGAGGUGUUCGGGCUGCUGGGCCAUAAUGGCGCCGGGAAAACUACUACUAUGAAGAUUAUUACGGCUGAGAUCAGGCCGACAUGUGGUUCGGUGAUGCUGGGUGGCCAGAACGUCUGUGACAACGCAGCGUCAGCCUUCCAGGUGCUCGGCUACUGUCCACAGCAUGACGCUCUGUGGAAGAACGUCACCAUACGUGAGCAUAUUGAGUGCUACGCGGCCAUUAGAGGUGUCAGCAAGUCUGAUAUACCCAAGAUAGUAGACGCAUACCUAAACGGUCUGCAAAUAAUGGAGCACGCGAACAAAAACGCCGAAGAAUGCUCGGGCGGCACGCGGAGGAAGCUCUCAUUCGCGUUGGCUAUGGUUGGGGGACCGAGAGUGGUCCUGCUGGAUGAACCUAGCACGGGCAUGGACCCUAGGUCUAAGCGGUUCCUGUGGAACACCAUCCUGGCCAGCUUCCAGGGUAAAAAGGGUGCUAUUCUUACAACACAUUCCAUGGAAGAGGCUGAUGCUUUAUGUUCUAGAGUCGGGAUAAUGGUUAAAGGUGGCCUUAGGUGUAUUGGUUCGACGCAACAUCUGAAGAAUUUAUAUGGGGCUGGUUACACGUUAGAAAUGAAGAUUGGACAGCCGUAUCAGAAAUCGGUGCUAGAAUCAGAGUCACUGUCGCCUUCCCCGCUAAGGUCGACAGAGAAUUCUCCGUCAUUGGGAGAGGCCGAUGAAGGCAACUCACGCACGGGGUCGAUGUGCGCGGAGGGAGCGGAAGCGGAGGCGGAAGCGGAAACCGUGGACGUUAGCAUACACACGCCAUUGGUGGCUGGCACGCCAAUGCGACACCAAACACACCAAAGGAUGGAAUCCUCAGGGGGUGUGAGCGCAGAAGCCUGCGUGUCUCUCGUGAACCAGUUGUUCCCGGCAGCAGUUCUGGAAGAGAAUUUCGCGGACCGUCUUGUUUUCUCCGUGCCUCAAUCAUCAGUCUCCAGUUUAGCUCGCUGCUUCCAGCAGAUUGAGGAAGCAAAAGAAAAAUUGAACAUCGUAGAGUACAGCUUCAGUCAAACGACACUCGAGCAGGUGUUCCUCAAGUUCGCGCAGUCGGAGAGCCACGACAGAGACGCAGACCAAAAGGCAGAUUAGGGCUAGUUAUUCCGAAACACAGCUGGCAACACUGACAUAAAGUCUGCUUAAUGUUAGCUUAAGCCUGAUAUACAUGUUUGCCGAGAUUUGCCAAGCGUCAAGGACGCAGCUAUGUGGUGGAAUGAGAUAGCAAUAACGAUUGCUGCUUCUAACGCAUAACUACGUCUCUAACGCUGGCAAGUCUCAGCACGCAUGUAAACCAGGCUUUAUAGGUAUUGCAACCAGGUAACAUACUUUUUUUUAAAUAUGUAGGUAAACAAAUAAAAGUUAAUCGGUUCUUUGGCGAAUUAAAUGCCGUUGAUUACUCUGGUUUUGUAUCAUUUGUUCAAUGGCUAAGCUAUGUAGUUUUGUUUGUUGACUUUUUUUAAUGACGAAAACAUUUGUUGUCUGGCAAUACCUAUGAAAGAGGGAAAGUCCUUGUAUUAAAGGGAAGUGGUGAAGGCUGGAUACGAACCGGCAUAUCUAUAACGCUGUGAGCCCCUAGGCCGCUCCGCCACGGAACCAGUCCCAAUUUCUCGGGUAUAUGCCAACUUAGUAAGACUAGGCGCCUUUGAUCAACUCUAAGGGCGAGCAGUACGUGCUUGCAUCUCCUAUACGAGUCUCUGGUAUUACGAUAUAGUGAGAGAAAUUGGUGCUGCCAUCUAUACACAACUUUGGGAACAAAUCCAAUAAUUUUUAGUAGGCCUUCGCCACUGGAGGACUUCGUCAGUUUUCUUUAAUAUAUGACAUUUAUUUUAGUUUAUUAUUUAUAUAUAGUAGUGUGAGUGUGACUACUUAAAAAAAUACAAAUCAAAAUAUUUGAUAAAAAUUAUUUAAUUUGUUACCAAAGUUGUAUAUAGUGGCAAUCCCAGUGAUAUUUUAUUUCGAGCGUGUAAUGAGAACCUUAGAACAAUACGAUUACAGUAACAUCUGGCCAAAUUUCUUUCACUGAACAAGCGCUAAAUAAAAUAAAAAAAAUAGGCUGGCAACUUCCCGAGCUUUAUUUUUUUUUACUUGCCGCCUUUGGAUAUGGUCCAAACGUAAGCUUAAAUACAUUUUUUUGACUGUAAAUGAGUGUUGCCAGUUGUUUAGGUCGGUCGGUGUUAAAAUAUGGAUAAAAUAUUAGUCUAAGAGCGAUGGUGAGCGAUGUUAAAGCUUUAUUUUAUUUGUAAGCUGUUUGUGGCUGACUAUCCUUAAGGAAAUCGUAAUAUUUAUGUGAUAUUAUCCAUGGAAGUAUUCGUAAGGUUCGUUUAGUAGUUUUUAGUAGUUUUUUUUUAUAAAUCAUGGAAAUAGAUGACACAAAUGACAGUUUAAUUUACGCUUUAAAAGGUAGAGGUAAGUCGAGUCCAAGUUUUUGAGCUUUUGGAGGACUGUAUUAUAAAAAAAAUGCAUCAAAUAUUUUUUUAUGUUAUUCUUUUUGUGGGUUUUAGGCUUUUUGUAAGUGUUUCCAUUUGAUGAGAGAAUAUUGUAUCUAGUCGUGUUAGUAAUAUCUAGGUCGAAGUGACUUGUGAUUUUUUUAUAAUUUAAUACUUUUAGUAGCCAGUUUUAUACAUAACAAAGUAGACUUGUCGCAUUAUGUUUGUUUUAUGUGACUUUAGAAGUUAUUACCAAUUUAAAUCUGCUUUUAUAAUAAGGAGUAAUAGGUACAUUAAUAUGCCUAUCAAGAUUCCUUUUUUCUAAGUCUCGUUCGUACUUAUAAUAUAUAGACUAGGUCAUAAGUCACAUAUAACAGAUAUAGUGUAGUAUAUGUAAAUACGUAUAUAAAUAUAUCACCAGUACAUACGGUCUAAUCAUAGAGAAAUAAGAAGUACAUAGAGUGCUCACUCCGUACAUCAGUUUUGGUACCAAAACGCUUAUUAUUUUCGCAGUCGACAUCUAGCAGCGACAAUAGAUGUCGCGGCAAACAAAAAGUCUAAUGCUCAUCGAUUUUCCGCUAAUAUUAUAACCAGAGUAACCGCAACUCUAUUUUCAACUCCUACGCGACUACGAGUGGCAGUACUGAGAGUUCCGCUACUUGACGCUAGAUGUAGACUACGAAAAUAAUAGUAUUUUUGGUAACAAACCCGUGUAUGGAGUGAGCACUCUUGGUCUUCUUAAUUCUCUUUGGGUCUAAUAGUGCCUAUGGGCAUUUUCGUCAGUCCCAAACUUAUAUGAACAACUUGUUUGUAUAUUUUGGCGCUAAUAUGUAGUUGAAAUAAAUGUUCACCAGUACAUAUAAUUAUGUUUAAUUUAUGUGAUGUUGUUUGCUAGUCAGGAAUUAUGUAUAUAGCUUAUGUACAUAAUUCCGAGUCUCUAAGGAAUACAUAAUGUUUACAAGUUCGGAUAUUUCAAGAAUUACCUAACCGACCUUUUCAUAUUUCGAAAAUUAAUUAAAAAAAAACGGUUGUCUGUAAAGUCGAUUUACUGACGAUAGUUGAACGUGACAACGUCAUAAGAAAAUACUGAUGGAAUGGUUUCAUUUUUCAAAAGAAAAUUUUAAUUUUAUUUGUUUGAUAGAUAUUUUGUAUCGAUAUAGAGAAGGAGGUAAAUGGAAAUCACAAUUGAAUUGAUCAAGUUAAAUUUAUUUGUACGCAUAAAUACAAUUGCUGCCGAACGCGGAGGCCGAUUGUGCCUCUUUGUCGCUCGUUGCGCGCUCUCGCUUGCACUUCAAGCCUUAAAUGGAACGCCUCAGAGCGAGGUAACGCCACAUGAAUCAUGUUUUUUCGUGCGUACAGCCGGCUCCAUCGAAUUAUAAGACGUUGUCACGUCAAUAAAAUUCUUUAAUAAUAUCAAAACUGCCUACAUUCAAAUGAUGAUAAUAGAAAAAAACUAUACUUAAUCAUUAAUUUUGGCAAAAUUGUGUGUUCCUAUAAAGACAAUUUUUUUCUCAGAUUAGUUUUAACACAGAUAUCAUGUAUAUUUCUAAUGUUGAAAUUGUCGUAUAAUCCAUAGGUACGUUAAUACUAAACUAUUCCAAGAAUAUAAUGGAAUGACUGGGAUGUAAAUUAGGUAUGGGAUAUAUACUAUAUAGUGUUUUUUUAAACCCUUAGACCCUUAUACUCGUAUAUAGGUCAUACUUAGCAACUAUUACCGAAAAAUCACGAAAAAAUAUUAUAUGAACAGUCAUGUUGGCUAAUAAACUACUGUUCCCACAGUUAAGUUGUUGAGUACGACCUAAAUACUAACCCCCUUAUUCAUAAACGGCGACUGAAGUUAAUAAGCUGCUAAAAAUCGUUUGUCCCUUUCCGACGUUUUGAUAUGAUGGAAAGGGACAAACGAUUUAGCGGCUUGUUAACUUUAGUAGACGUUUAUGAAUAAGGGGGUAACUAGCUACGCAAAAUUUCGUUAACGGUUAAAAACAUUCUGUAUGAAUUGGACACCAAAACACCUACAAGUGCUUUUAGCGAGGGGAUCCUGGCCAGCGUAUUUAAUAGUACAUUACGAUACAAGUGCGAAAAAAAGGAAAUUCGAAACGAGUGGCAAUAAAUGAAAACACGAUCGAAGGGAGUGUUUUAAAUCGACACGAGUUGCGAAUUACCUAUUCGCACAAGUAUCGUACAACGUUUUACAGUACAUAUGGCCCUUUAAAUGUUCGACACAGUAACGUAAUAUGCUAAUAUUCGCACUAGUGCGGUAAAGUAGCACCAUAUGUACUGUAAAAAUAAUUAUUUUCACUACCUGCGCUUAAUGUUGCCAUAGUCAAAAAUAAUCCGCCUCAGGUUAGACGCCAAAUAUGGGAAAUGUAAUGAUGUGUGACAGGUACUUUGAUAUUAAAACACUGAAUCAGAUCGUUUUAGGUUAUUUUUUGAGCGUUUGCUCUACACAUCUUUUAGAACUAGCAGUAGAUUUUAAUUUGAUUUGCACACAGACGGAAAUUCAACAAAAUGAUGUGGUUGGUAUUUAUUUUAAAUCAAACCUCCAAAUUGUAGGUGUUCAUAGUAACUUUAGCUGCAGACCGUGAUGGAUGGCGCAAGCGUGUUGUGGAGCGGAGAAAGCUAUGCGACCAAGCCUGGUUUACUACGUUAGAUAGCAGAAGGUGUCGCAGAAAGCAAAUCGGGACUGGAACCUCAGGUGGCAUGAGCUUUCUCUGCCAAAAAUGUGGGAGGUCGUGCCGCUCACGCAUCGGCCUCCACAGUCACCAAACCCGUUGUCUAAACAGCAAUGCUUAAAUCGUCUGCAAUAGACGCAAAGGCCUGUGAUGAUAGUCGACGGCAAUUGGUUACUAUCAGGUGAUUCGUCUACUAGUUUGCCUCAAAUAUAAAAUAAUAUAACCCUUCAACUUAAAUUACCUUUUCAAAGUACUAUUUAAAGACCGCUUUCUUGGCAUGUUUCAUUGAAACUUUGUAAACAAUGUUUACCUUUGUUUUACUAUGAGUAGCAGCCUUAACGAUAACAUUAUUAUCUUAUCUAUAAUACAUUCUGACUUUCGCAGAAAUAAUUUAUGACUAUUAACUAGAACAUGUAAAUAUUUCACUUGAUUAAAUUUGGUUAAUGAAUGACAAUUUUUAUUUCAGGCAACUAGCGGCCCAUAGAUAAGUACCUCAAAAGUAGCAUACAUAUUAUGAAAAUAUAUUUGAAAACUGAACACUACGGAUCACAUGUUUGCGAUCAAGUUGCGAUACAUUAUGCAAACCGGCUGUGUCAUGCCGGCCGCGAAACCGCCGAAACUUGACACCCUUUGGCCAAAACUCUUCCUUGUUGUUAUUUCUAAUCGUGAGAGAUCAAAGAGAUUUCCUAGAGAGGUAAAACAAAGUGCUCCAAGUUUUUUAUUUCCAUUUCUGUACCAUUUGUCAUAGACUUUGUACGAUGGUAACGAAAUGGAAGGAUUGAAAAAUGUACAGAAAUUUGGGGUCACUUUUUUUCUCCUAUUGGUUAAGAGCUCGUGGUAACAUCUAAAUAACCAAACUAAGAAAAAAACACAGGGUCAAAAUUCAUUACGUUGUCUUGUUUUUUGUCCCCGAAAAAUAUGACGAAGGGUAGCUUUUUGUAUGAGAUGAAAUUUAGCUUUUAAAUUUUCUCAUGUUAAAUGUAUAAUCUACAGCUAAUAUAGGACAUGCAAUAGUACUCGACUUUUCUAUUUAUUUGAUAAAAUACAGAAAAACAAACUUGACAGAGUGGUCCAAAAUAUGACAUCAAAAAGAAUUUCGACCCAACCAUCGAUUUAUCUCUGGGUUUCGCCUAAAUACCUACACAUAUCACACAUCGUCGCAUUUUCCCAUAUUUACCACUUUCUAUAACGAAAUAUUGGCGGCAAUUUCUAUACAUACCUAUAGAAAAAUUAACUGUUUCAGGAGUGGUAAUGCUAGCAAAUAAAGAUAUCAUAAGCUCCAGAUAUAUACAUAUUUAUUAUGUAAGGUGAAGUGGGUGAAGUGCGCCAUGCCGUCUAAGUGCGCCUGCCUUGAAUAUAUCCAAAACUGCUUAUAGAAUACUAGCAAAGAAAAUUUGAAAUAGAGGUGGGUUGGUAAAGAAAACUUUGUAGCUACAGUAAAUUUACUGCCAUCUUUAGACACAUGCUUAAAACUUUUAGAACGCCAUUUGACUUUGAUUCUUAUUAUUUGACUGAUAUUUGUUAAAUUAGUUAAAUAUCAAACAGUGGCGCCAUCUUACCGCUAUCUUACUCAAAAAGAUGCCGCCAUACCUUUGACCUUUGAUCUAUUUGAUGGCGCCACUUUUUGAUAUUUAACAAAUUUAACACAUAUCAUUGAAAGGAUAGAUCAAACCCAAAUGGCGUUCUAAAAUUUUUAUCAUGUGUCGAAAGAUGGCAGUAAAUUUAUUGUGGUUACAAAAUUUUAUUUUACAAUCCACCUUUAUUUCAAAUUCUCUUUAAUAUUAGUAAUAUUACUUGUAGCUUGCAGUGUUAUAAGUAGUAGUAGUAUUACUAAUAUUUAGUAUUCAAUUUUACUACUUUUCGAUAUAUCCAAGGUCGCCCCCCUCACCUUACGUGAUAGGGGCUCCAGUAGAUAAGUAUUUAAAGAACAAAUUGUUUCAUAAUAUACUGAAAUUUUAUGAAAAUAUUAGUAACUUCUGAAGAAAAGAAACAACCAAAUAAUCGAUUUCAUGUUAGUUAACUUAGUUAAGACGUUAACAAUAACACUACGCGAAUGUAUUUUUGAAGAACACUAUAAGUAUGAAUGAUUAAAAAAAUUCAUAAUUUUUUUAAUAAUUUAGACAAAUAACUUAGUAAAUUAUGUCUAAGUUAAAAAAAACCUUUAUUUAUAUAAUUUAGUCUAAUGUACCUAAACUAAACAAAAAAGUUUCCGAGAAUUGGAGACAAGAAUCGUUAAUGUAAACUCUUCAGAAAAGCCAAUUAAGAAUAUUUAUAUAGAACUGACUAAUAUCAGGUUAUUCCGAUAGGUUUUGAGCGAGUUCAGAGUAACUUUCGUGAUUGGACUCGAAAGUCAAAAGUUAACUUUUUUCAAGGUUAAUAUAUACUUUGGCAAACCCAGUUUAUCAGUAGAAAAAGACGCGAAAUUAAAAUAAUCGAAAUGCAAUCUCCAAAUAAAAUAUUUUGUAGACAUUACGUCAUAAUUAUCUAAAAUGGCUUUUCUGUUGAUUUACAUUCCAAAACGAGGAAAAGGAGGACGUGUAAGAACGUUAUAGUUGAUAAGUAUAAAGUGCUUGACAAGAUAGCUAAGGUUUUUAUGCUUGUUUCACUCUGUUGAUAAUUUUAAACCGACGAUCUAGUCCUACAAACAAAAUCCUGAUACCUUGUUUCAAUGAAAUAAGGAGAUACAAUCUGAAUAUAGAGUGAGAUGGUAAUACUUAACUACAUAUAUUACUAUCUUAGUCCUCCUGAGAGCCAGAGGCAGUUUUUGAAUUUGGAACUCUUUUUUUACCGUAAAAAUGAUCAGAAUAGAUUGUGGAUUAUGUACAAAAAAUUGUACGUGUGGUCUUAGGAGGAUAAGAUUAAAUUUCCAAUGCUCUUUCAGACCUACUUACAAGAAAAGACCGCGAGUAGACCUACGUAUAAGACAGUAUUUAGGCAAUUUGGUGCGUCAAGAUCAAAGUCAUAUCUGAGUUUUUGGUGUAGAAUCUAGAUCGUCGAAGUGAAAUUAGGCUUUGCAUUCAACAUGGUCGCAACGUGUACGGGGGCAAUAUUUAAAGACAAUUGGGGAAUUAUAUAUUUACAUAAUCAAUUACAAUAGCUAUAUUAUCAAAAAACUAAGAAUUGGGGUGUGUUAUGGGGUUUUGUAUACUUGAAUAAUUACUAACAUUUUUUAAUAAAAAAGUCAGUUGACCAAACUUGUUAACUUGAUGUUCACUUCUUAAUGUUAGAGAUUAGGUAUAUAAAUUUCACUUUAUUUUUUUAUUUAAAAACGUGUUUCUUUUUAAUGUGAACCAGUCCUUAGCACUGUUAGUGAUUUAAAACUCUUUUUUAAAGCUAUCUAAAUAAAACAUGAGCGUACGACUAAAAAUAAAGAAAAAAAAUGUUUAAUACAUUUUUUACUGAAAUAUAACGUACCUUAAGGGGAUUUACUUUUAUUGUCAUAUAUACAAACUCCAAUUGUCUUUAAUAUUGAUUUGUUAUCAAUGUUUACUAUUUACUUGUCAAUGAAAUAUUUAAAUUUGUAGCUGGACGUAAAUUUUCGCUUAAUAUAAACAGAAAAAUUGUCUAAAAUUUGUUACGAUAUUAAAUAAAAUGAGAAAAUCACUCGGUCCAGAUAUAAAUUAUUAUAUACUUCAUAAUACGAUAUAGGACAUUGACAGCAUAUGUGUCAGGUCUCUAUAAAAGACUCAAGUCUCUAAUAAGUUGAAAAGAACUAGAGUUCCAACUUAAUUAUGAGUCUAAAAAACUGAGUGGAGUUGUAAAGCAGAGGACUCAAAGCACUUGAGUCUUAACCAAAACUACAUUUAUGUUCAGUUGCGUUGCAAGUUUCACGCGGCGCGCAGUCUCUUUGGAUUCCUUCUAAAUUGUGGCAGUAUGGUUGUAAUUUAAUCAUUUGUCCCCAUGCCUGUCACUUAUGUAAAUUCAAAACGUGCAUUUCAUUAAUUUCAGUGAUUGUACACUUUUGUUUGUGUUUGUCAUUCAUUCACGGUUACUUCUGUUUUACUCAUUUCCUCAAAGGUUAACUGGAAGAGAUCCCAUACAGGGAUAAGUUCGCCUUUGUUGUAUUUAAUUUACUCUGUAACUGUGUUUUUCGUGUUUUUAUUUCUAUGUACAAUAAAGUAUAUACAUGUAUACAUACUUGUUAGAACGUGACAGACAUGGUGACAGCCGUCACAGGCGAUAUAACUACGUGCUACACAGCCGCUUACAUUACGCCUCUUCUUUAGGAAGGACAGAAAAAUACUAUUAGAUAUUGAUUUAUUUUAUUUAUUUAAACUUUAUUGCACAAUGUAUGAAAAGUACAAAUAGCGGACUUAAUGCCGGGAGGCAUUCUUUACCAUUCAACCAUGGGCUAAACCGAGAGAUCUAGUUGGUGCAGGGUCUGAAUACAGUUAGAUAGAUUUUAACUUAUUUUUUAUCGAGGGAGCCGAGAUUUAGUUUGAGAAAUCAUUUCGUAAUAUUUUUCGAUUUUAGCAUUAAGUAUGUCAGGUUAUAUUAUAUAGUAUAUUCGAGAAAGAUAUUGAUGCUGUUAAUGUCCCGUCGUCUGUAUAAAAGCAAAACGCAGUAUCAACAAAUGUGCGCUUGGUUAAGUUUGGUUUGUGAAUUUUAGUCAAUUAAUUUAGAACAGAAUAAAACAACCGACACGUA